This is a messenger RNA of Manihot esculenta (cassava), 1884 nucleotides long. RefSeq lists its product as uncharacterized. The record is from RefSeq and is a predicted model, not a curated record. The coding region runs from base 1 to 1884 and encodes 627 amino acids. Lineage: Eukaryota; Viridiplantae; Streptophyta; Magnoliopsida; Malpighiales; Euphorbiaceae. The transcript has a single exon.
AUGGGGGAAUCCGUUCAAGAUCAACUUACAAAACUUUUCAACCUUGUCCUUUCUGAACAGCAAGCUAAUCAGGCCCGCCAUGAAAAGGUUGAGCAGCUUCACGCCAAAAUGGAGGCUAUGUCUCUCGAAUUGGAAUCUGCCGGAAAGGGACUAUCUUCUUCUCCAGGUGCAGAAAGUCAAGCUCAAACUCGGCGCGAAAAAGGACCUAUUGGAGCAACAGUCUCUGAAGCUUCGAGAGGCAACGUCAUUGUGCCCAAAUUCACGAAACUUGACUUCCCUCGCUUUAAUGGCCAGGAAGAUCCUUUGGGAUGGAUUAGCCGUUGUCAACACUUUUUCCGGCACCAAUCCACUCCUGAAGAGGAAAAGGUGAGUUUAGCUUCUUACCACCUAGAGGGAAUUGCACAGCUAUGGUACUUACAGAUGAUUCAAGAUAUUCCCAAUCCUACAUGGUCUGAAUUUGUCAACCAAUGCAAUUUGCGGUUUGGACCCCCUAUCCGAAGCAACAAACUGGGAGAACUUGCCAAAUUAAAACAAACGGGCACAGUGGAGGAGUAUCAAAACAAAUUUGAAGUUUUGGUUUCCAGAGCUAGCACCUUAACUCAGAACCAAAAGGUUCAGUUGUAUUUGUAUCUCAGUGGCUUGCAGGAAUCCAUAUCUGUUGAAGUCGAGCUGCACCAACCACAGGAUCUUGUCACAGCAAUGAGCAUGUCUCGCUUGUAUGAACGGAAGCUUUACACCAGGAGCUCCACCACUCGAGAUAUCAAACGCAAUUCUCCACUUCCGGAUUCACGCAACAACCGCACAAUUAAAAGGCUCACUAGAGACGAAAUGGAUGAAAGGAGAAAAAAGGGGUUGUGUUUUAAUUGUGAUGAACCGUUUGUGCGUGGCCAUCACUGUAAACGGUUGUUUUGGAUUGAUCUAGAAGACGGAACAAAUUCAGAGGAAGACGCCGACUCAGAUCUACCACCUGAAAUUUCUCUCCACGCAAUUACUGGAACACGCAAUCCACAGUCCAUGCGUUUGCUGGGGCGUUGGAAAGGAACCCAGGUAUUAAUCCUUGUUGAUUCAGGAAGCACUCACAACUUUGUCUCUGUUUCCAAAGUUGAUGAAUUACAGGCAGAAGUGGAUGAGAAAGAUGGGUUACGUGUUAAUGUCGCCAAUGGCAAACAGCUCCGCAGUCCUGGAAUUUGCAAGGGGGCACCGAUCGAAUUGGGAUUUACCACUUUUAUGGUGGAAUUAUUUGUCUUGCAAUUGACUGGCUUUGACAUUGUCCUUGGCGUUAAUUGGUUGACAACGCUGGGCCCCAUCCUAUGGGACUUUAACAUUAUGUGGAUGUCUUUCUUCGUCCAAGGGAAACAGGUGGAACUCUACGGCAUAAAUUCUAGAUCAGGGACGCAGCCUAAUCUUCAUUCUCUAUUACCGGCUACCGACCCAGAUACCCAACUUCAAAAAUUACUAUUUGAAUAUGCCUCUCUUUUUAAUCCACCAACAGGGCUACCUCCCGCCCGUUCCUGUGACCACCGUAUUCCUUUGGAACCAAACACUAAACCAGUGGUGGUACACCCCUACAGAUAUCCCCAUGGGCAAAAAGAUGAAAUUGAACGCCAGUGUACUGCUAUGCUCAAACAAGGAAUCAUCCGCCCGAGCAGAUCUCCUUUUUCAUCUCCGGUAAUUCUAGUUCCCAAAGCUGAUAAAUCAUGGCGCUUGUGUGUGGAUUACAGGGAACUCAAUGCCAAAACCAUCAAAGACAAAUUCCCAAUUCCUGUUAUUGAUGAGCUUCUGGACGAAUUGGGAGGGGCAAAGUUCUUCACCAAAUUAGACUUGCUUUCUGGAUAUUUUCAGAUCGGCAUGUAUCCACCAGACAUUGAAAAAACAGCCUUUUGA